AUGCAGCAUACGCGCAUUUCGUUUUCAGGCUCCAACCCAAUCCCUAUAUAUAUCCACCUUCACUUGCAUUCCAAACCAACGUUGUGGGAUUUGAAACGUUCCCAUGGCUAUUCAGACGAUAUUUGGUGCAGUUUUAUUUGUGUUAUUGGGUGCAGGUAUCUGUUCCGCAAGUAGAGCUCUCCUCACUCUUGACGAAGUAGCUUCUCACCUUCCAGGUGUUGGUCAUGUUGGUGGCACCGUUAGCGCAUAUGGUGUUGGCAUCCAUGGAGGAGGUGGAGGCGGUUCAGGAGGUGGUGGUGGCAGCGGCUAUGCAGCUGUAGGAGAAGAGGGAGCUACUGGAUAUGGAGGUGGUAUUGGUAAAGGAGAAGGUGGUGCUGCUGGGUAUGGAGGAACUGGUGGACAUGGAGGUGGUGGUGGCAGUGGUGGGGGCGGUGGUAGCGCAGGUGGAGCUUCUGGAUACGGAAGUGGAGGUGGUGAAGGAGGUGGAGCUGGUGGCGGUGCUGGGUAUGGAGGAGCCGGUGGACAUGGAGGUGGUGGUGGCAGUGGUGGUGGUGGAGGUAGCGCAGGUGGAGCUUCUGGAUACGGAAGUGGAGGUGGUGAAGGAGGUGGAGCUGGUAGUGGUGCUGGAUAUGGAGGAGCCGGCGGAUAUGGAGGUGGUGGUGGUGGAGGCAAUGGUGGUGGCGGAGGUAGUGCAGGUGGAGCUUCUGGAUAUGGAAGUGGAGGAGGUGAAGGUGGUGGAGCAGGUAGUGGAGUUGGUGGACAUGGAGGUGGUGGCGGUGGUGGUAGUGGUGGUGGUGGUGGUAGUGGGGGUGGAGCUGCUGGAUAUGGAGGUGGAGGUGGAGAAGGAGGUGGCUCUGGGUAUGGUGCAGGUGGUGCAGGUUCUGGAGGUGGUGGUGGGGGAGGGAGUGGUGGAGGCGGUGGAGGAGGAUAUGGUGCUGAAGGGGCACAUGGAGGUGGAUAUGGCAAUGGAGGAGGAGCUGGAGGAGGUUCUGGUGGUGGUGCAGGUGGUCAUGGAGGCGGUGGCGGCGGAGGCUCUGGUGGUGGAGGUGGUGGUGGAUAUGGUGCAGGAGGUGCACAUGGGGGAGGAUACGGAAGUGGUAGUGGGGGUGGUGGCUAUGCCCCUUGAAAGUACCAUAUCAUUAGACUGUACUAAGAGCAUAAAUUUUCUUACCACUAGUAUUGACAAAAAUAAAGGUAAUAUGGGUAAG
Molecule: messenger RNA, 1208 nt
Organism: Durio zibethinus
Lineage: Eukaryota; Viridiplantae; Streptophyta; Magnoliopsida; Malvales; Malvaceae
Source: RefSeq, a predicted model, not a curated record